Messenger RNA from Vicia villosa (hairy vetch), 1018 nucleotides. RefSeq lists its product as uncharacterized. Lineage: Eukaryota; Viridiplantae; Streptophyta; Magnoliopsida; Fabales; Fabaceae. Bases 268 to 780 code for a protein of 170 amino acids. The transcript has 2 exons. The record is from RefSeq and is a predicted model, not a curated record.
UAAUCCAAAUUCCAAAGUUCCCUUUUUUUCACCUUUCACUCCAACCCACCUCUCUCUCUCUCUCUCUCUCUCUCUCUCUCUCUCUCUGAACAAUAUCAUAGUACUACUAUACUGCCACAAGUGUUGUUCUGUUUUUCCAAAACAGAGUUGUUCUGUUUUGUUUACAAGAAGAAUAAGAAGAAGAAGAUUGAGUUCAAAGGUGAAUGAUUAUGGUAAGAGAAGAAGGGUAAAACAGGAAAACAAAAAAAGAGAAAAACAACAACAGUGAUGGUAAUGGUACUAGGAACAGAGAACCAUGUUGUUAAUAAUGGAUGGAGUCCUAUAGGGGCCCCACUGAAUGUACAGAGAGAUGAACAACAACAGCAGCAGCAACAACAACAUUGGACUAACAACAACUACAACAACAAUGGUUUCGAUAGUUCGGUUAAUGCUGUCUCUUUUGGGUUUGUGGCUACUGCGAUUCUUAUUGCCAUGUUCUUACUCAUGGCUAUUUUUGAGAGGUUUUUAGCGCCUUCUUCUCAAGCUUUGUUUCCUAACCGUCGCCGGAACCGUCGUGCCGGUGAAGCUCCGAUGAGGAAAUUCAACCACCCUUCACCGAAACAGAUGAGUGUUUUUACUAGCUGGGUUUCAGUUCUAAUGCCAGGAGACGAGAUUCCUACAUUCAUUGCUCAUCCGGCGCCGGUGCCGUGUCGGCCGGAACGAAUUUCAUGGCCUUCUCAUCAUAAUACAGCAUUGUCUUGUUCCACUUCUAAUGUCAUGCCUAAUAUCAAUCAAGUAUGAAUGAAUGAGAAGAAUUGAAUUGAAUAUUGAAAAUGUUGUGCAAUCUGCAUAUUGAAUUAAGGAAUUGAUGAAUAUUGAUUUAUGUAACAUUCAUCAAAUUUUAUCCAUGAGUUCUCUUUAAAGCUUAUGUUAUCAUGAUUGUAUAUAAGAUUUAGUUUAGGUGAUUCUCAAUGGAUGAUCAAGUGUUUUGCACUUCAUUUUUAGUAUUUAAGCUUUCUCCUAGUAUUUUGUUAUCUUG